This is a messenger RNA of Coregonus sp. 'balchen', 11608 nucleotides long. Lineage: Eukaryota; Metazoa; Chordata; Actinopteri; Salmoniformes; Salmonidae. The record is from the annotation of a GenBank genome assembly.
AUGGCAUCUCACAGAAACUCUAGUUUCCUCCUCAACCUCUCCCACCACCCACGAUGGACACAAGAUCCCCCAAUGAGGGAGAGAAGGAGACAAAGAAGGACAGAUGGUAUAGACACAAUGAACAGUGCGACCCCCGCAUCAUCAUCUGCGGUGCUACGCUCCAGAAGCUCGUGGGGCAACUGGCUGAUGUUGCCCCUGCUGAUGGCCACCUAUCUACCAUGUGAGGCCUGGGGCGCCACUUUCAGUGUGGCCAUAAUUGGGCCCUGGACAUGUGACCCUAUGUAUUCCAAAGCCCUCCCUGACCUGGCUGCACGCCUGGCCACUGCCCGCCUCAACAUGGACCCCUACACUAAGAAAGGCUACUGGUACGACUAUACUCUCGUCAAUGAGGACUGUAAAACAUCCAAUGCCCUGGCCCGCUUCACCUCUCUCGAAAGCUAUGGCUCGGCUUUCCUCGGCCCUACUAAUCCAGGCUACUGCUCAUCGGCUGCCCUGUUUGCGAAAAACUGGAAUAAGCCCCUUAUGUCCUGGGGCUGCCUGAAACCAAACAUGGAGGAUGGACAGUAUCCCACCUUUCACAGGCCCUUGCCUCUGUCCUCCCGGGUUCUAUUUUCUGUGCUGCGGUACUUCCGCUGGGCCCAUGUGGUCAUCGUGACGUCAGAGGAUGACCUGUGGGAGGCUACGGGACAUGAGCUGGCGGCCUCUCUGAUGGCCCUGGGCCUGCCGGUUACAAAUGUGGUCACCAUGGAGCCGGACAAGGAUGGGCCCACGAAGGCCUUGAAGAGGAUACGGGAGUUAGACCGUGUCAGAGGUGUGUAUGCGCAUUUGUGUUUGGUUGUUUAUGUGUGUGUUUGUUUGUUUAUGUGUGAGCAUGCAUGAGUUUGUACGUGCGUGCAUGCGUUUGUGUGUGUGUGAAUGUGUGACUUACUGUCAUCUAUUCCAUUAUAACACACUGCCACACUGCAAUGACUAAUAAUUGUCUAUUCUAUUCCCUUCUUCUGUCCCCUACUUCCAACUUUCCUCCUCCUCAUCCUCCACUCCCCCUUCUCUGUCUCUGCAGUGGUCAUCAUGUGUAUGCACUCAGCUUUGAUUGGUGGUGAGGCCCAGUACCAGCUUCUAACCUCUGCCUCGAACAUGCGUAUGAUAGACCGUGGCUAUGUUUUCAUCCCCUACGACACCCUCACAUACUCGCUGCCCAAGGGCACAAACCUUCAUGCUCUGACCAAUGACAGCUUGUUGAGAAAAGCCUACGACGGAGUUCUCACCAUCACCAUGGAUUCUGGUGAGAACACUUUCUAUCAGAGCUUCAAAGAUGCUCAGGAGAAAUUUGAGAUUCGCACCAGCAUUCCACCAGAUCAGGUGAGACAUCCCAGAGCACAGCUCCUGGGGCAUUCAUCUAGUCAUCAUUCAUCAUUAGUCACACAUGCCAUGGACAUGCAGUACUGUAGCAAGCACCUUUGGUUGCACAACAGUCCUCUUGAGUUGUAGUUCUUCAGAAACAGUUAACAUAUAGGUAUUUGGACCUCUCAAACCUUAAAACCAAUGUUGUUGGAAUGUUUCAGUAUUGAUGAUAAUGACCAGUGGUUUGUCAGUGCCGUACCACUGUCUUGGCAAUGGUAUGUUUCUCUAUUCCUGUACUCCCUGCCUACCAUCAUCAAAACUCUUACUGUCAGUCUAAAGAGUCUACAGACAGAGUCUUCAAUAGCAGUCAGUCAGAUCAAUGAUUGAUACAUCGUCACCACUCUUCUCCCCUGACGUAGGUGUCUCCAUUCUUCGGCACCAUCUACAACAUGAUAUAUUACAUGGCCUAUGCAGUGGAAAAGAGUCGCAUGGUCGCUGGGCGCUGGGUGGAUGGGGAGACCAUGCUCCAGAGCGAUGGAGGGGUUGACUUUGAGGGCUUCAACCAGCACAUCUCAUCCGACGAAGAUGGGUUGGGGAUGCUGGCUCGCUACGUGGUCCUGGACUCUGACGGGGGAGACAAACUCUACAUGACACACACUCUGGAGGCCCCCCAUACCCUUGGCAAAUUUGGGGCGGUCAAGUACAAUGGGCGCUCCAUCCACUUUGCUGGCAGUAGCCCCAGCACAGACUCCCGUUGCUGGUUCAGUCCUUACAUCACCUGCAGUUGGGGUAGGUGGUCUAGCUUUGGGGUCAGUGAUGUACCAGUAGCCUAUGGUAAAAUGAGGUCUGUGUUCCCUCUAACUCUUUCUCUUUAUCACUCCCUCUAUCCCCCUCUCUGCCUUUAGGAUUGGAUGCAGGUACUAUCCUCUUUCUGUUCAUCCUGUUCUGUGGGUUGGUUGGAGGUGGAGCUGCCUUUUAUAUGAAGUAAGUUAAGCUCAAACACAGUGAGGAGUGUGUCAAUCAACUGCCUAUUCUGUCUUCUGCAUUGAACACAUGCUUUUGUUUGUAAUGAGGUUACUGAUGUUUUGGGGUCUUAACAUUUGUGUCUGUCCAGGAGAGGUGGCCGGAUUGGAACCAUCUUUGGAGGAUCAGAGGGAGGAGGAAGGUCCUUAAAAGUAGUCUUGAAUCUGGAUGACCUGAUUUUCAUCAAUACCCAGACCAGCAAAAGGGUCAGUUUGAGGCCUACUGUAUGAUACCAUAAAGGCCAAUUUGUGUGUGUGUGAAUUUGUGUCCCUUAUCUUUGAUGGACUGUCUAUUCUGAAGCUCUUGUAACUUCUCUCUCUCUCUCUCCUCUCUCUCUCUCCUCUCUCUCUCUCCUCUCUCUCUCUCUCUCUCUCUCUCCCUCUCCUCUCUCUCUCUCUCUCUCUCUCUCUCUUCUCUCCUCUCUCCUCUCCUCAUCGUAAUCUCUCUCUCUCGUCCAUCUCUCUCUCUCUCUCUCCUCUCUCAUCCUCUCAUCUCUUCUCUCUCUCCUCUCGUCUCGAUCUCCACUCUCUCUCUCUCUCUCUCUCUCUCUCUCUCUCUCUCUGUAAGUAGAAGCUGAAUGAGGACAGUAUGAUGAACAGUCAGCUGGACGUGAAGACACCUCGCCACUCAGUGUCGGGACGAAGCUACUUUGGCUCCACCCCUGACAGCUCCAAUGUCGCUGUCUUUGAGGUGGGUCACAUGUCAAUGUGGGGAAUCUACUGUAAAACUACUGUAGAACAGUGACAGCAAUCCAAUAUUCCAAUGUUUGAUGCCCUGCAUGUAAGAAAUAGUACUAAUAUGUAACUGUGAUGAUGCACACAUCCAAUGUUGAUACUUUUGUCUUGGUUUGUCUUGGUGACAAACAGUUCUGAACAAAUGCAUCUCUGUUUAGUGUCCCUGUCCCUAGCAUUUUGGGUUUACCAGAUAAAUAUUUGCUAAUACCUGUAUAUUCUGUCUUCACUAGGGUGACUGGGUUUGGUUGAAGAGAUGUCCCAAUGGAAACACUGUGUCAAGUGUCAGUGAUAGCACUCAAAGUAUUUUCACCAAGGUGAGUGAGUGACUGUCUGAGUGAGCCAGUCAAAACAGCAAGACAUUGAAGCUCUGUCUGCCCACUGCACUGUUCCUCUGUCAUAACCUACCUCUCUCUCUGUCCUCACCCUCUCUCAGCUCAGGGACAUGCGGAAUGAGAAUCUCAACCUGUUCCUUGGCCUGUUCCACGACUCAGGGAUCUUUGGUAUCGUGACAGAGCACUGUACCAGGGGCAGCUUGGAGGACCUUCUCAACAACGAGGACAUGCGCCUCGACUGGAUGUUCAAGUCCUCCCUGUUGAUGGAUCUGAUCAGGGUAAGGAGGGAAACAACUCUCUCACGUUCAUAGACAUGUCUGACUAUAUCUCUCUCCUCGUUGUUUAGACUCUGUCUCAAUAUUUCCUAUCCCUCCCUCCCAGGGAAUGAAGUACCUUCACAACCGUGAUGUCAUCCAUGGGCGCCUGAAGUCCCGAAACUGUGUGGUGGACGGACGCUUCGUGCUGAAGGUGACUGAGUACGGUUUCAAUGAGAUCAUAUCGACCCAGGGGGUCGACUUUGACGAGGGCAAGCCUGAGGGUAAGUCCAUAGGGACACAUACAAUACACUCAACAUAUCAGAACCAGCAAAUCCUCCUCCUUAUCAUUUACCAAGUCAUUACACAAACAAAAGACACGUGUGUCUAUUUUCCCCCCGGUCAGGUUAUGUGAUCACGAAAAACUCAUGGCCUUAGUAAUGUUCACUCUUAUCACCAUGAUCCAAAUGUGUGAAGGAAGGUGAAAAAAAAUAACCCCCUCUUGUCCCCUCCCUCCCUGGUCCACCUUACAGAUCACCUGUGGACGGCGCCAGAGCUACUGAGGGACUCCAGUUUGAUGAAGAGAGGAACGUUCCGAGGGGACGUUUACAGUUUUGCCAUCAUCAUGCAGGAGGUCAUCGCCCGCUGUGCUCCCUUCUGCAUGCUGGACAUGCCUCCCAAGGGUGAGACCUCAUAUCAAACAGUACCACCAUACAUGGGGCUAGUUGUGUCAGAUGUAAAACAAAUACAGCAGGGCGGCCACCAUGCCAAUAUGAACAUUACAAUUAUUGGAGAUCAUAGGAACCACCAAAGGUUUGAAAUCACUCAAAAAAUGCAUCAGAAGUUGACGGUGUGUGUGUGUGUGUGUGUUUGACAGAGAUCAUCAGUAAGUUGAAAUCCCCCCCACCACUGUGUCGGCCCACUGUGUCAGUGGAUGAGGCUCCACUAGAGGUGAUCCAAGUCAUGAAACAGGCCUGGAGCGAGGAGCCAGACAAGAGGCCCACCUUCGAGGAGAUCUUCAAACAGGUACUUUACUGUACACAAACAUACACAAAGCUACACGUAUACAGUCAGGUACAAAAUGAUUGGCACCCUUGAUAAAGAGCAAAAAUACUGUAUAAAAUAAAUAAUACAAAUACUGAACUAUAUUGUAUGCUCAAAAACAUAGGAAAAUGUUAUUAUUUUAUACUAAUACAAUUACUCAGAGAAAGAUUUUGUUUAACAAGUAAUACUUUGUUUCUCAAAAAGAUAGGGGUCAAAAUUAUUGCCACCUCUGUUUUCAAUACCUUUCCAUACCUCACCUUGGAGUAUAACGGCACUGAGCUUUUAUCCCAAAAAGAAUAUGAGAUUGGGAGGGAUCUUGGACCAUUCAGAAUCUUUCCAGAUCCUUGAUAUUCUUUGUCUGCACUUAUGGACCGCCCUAUUCAAUUCAAACCACAGGUUUUCAGUGGGGUUCAAUUCCAGAGACAGAUGGCCAUUGUAAAAUGUAGAUUUUUGUGGUCAAUUAACUAUUUAUUUGUGGAUUUUUAUUUGUGGUUUGGGUUAUUGUGAUUGGGAGUUAUUGGGAGUCCCAUAGGAUGGCGCACAAUUGGCCCAGCGUCGUCCGGGUUUGGCCGGGGUAGGCCGUCAUUGUAAAUAAGAAUUUGUUCUCAACCUCACUUACCUAGUUAAAUAAAGGUUAAAUAAAAUAAAAUAAUAAUUCAGCCUCCUGGCAGAGGCAACCAGGUUUUGGGCUAAAAUGUCCUAGUAAUGGGUAAAGUUCAUGAUGCCAUUGACCCCAGGACCAGUGGAAGCAAAAUAGCCCCAUAACAUCAAAGAUCCACCACCAUAUUUGACAUUAGGUAUGGGGUUCUUUUCUGCUUAUGCUUCCUUAUUUCAAUGCCAAACCCACUAUGCACAUGCACAAACCUGAACACCACAAACCUGAACACCACAAACCUGAACACCAUGGUCUCAAGCUAACAAGAACUCAAAACGACAUACUUUUUGUGACCAACUUUUUAUUUAGUUUUGUCAUUAGAAAAAAAUGAGAGGGGUUACAGGUACAAAACAACUAUCGAAGAAAUGCAUACAAAGAUAACCCAAACCCACCCCCCCCCUCAGUCCCCAUCCACCUGCCCACAUCCUCCCUCACCAUCCGGAAACCAUGCCUCCUAACAAGAACUCAAAAUGACAUGCUUUUGUGAACCAUAUUACAGUAAUAUGUAACACACUACACCUCCUCCUCACUGCAUGCUGUAUGUUUCCCCUUCAUCCUUUAGUUCAAGACUAUAACCAAGGGAAAGAAGACCAACAUCAUAGACUCUAUGCUGCGUAUGUUGGAGCAGUACUCCACUAACCUUGAGGACCUGAUCAGGGAGAGGACAGAGGAGCUGGAGGUGGAGAGGAAGAAGACUGAUAACCUGCUGGCCCAGAUGUUGCCCAGGUCAGUCCCCCUCCUCUCCUGUCACUUCACAUUAAAAGCUGCCUAUUUGCAACAUCAAAAAGAAGAAAAUGUCACUGUUUGAGAUAAUAUAUUUACUUGUAUUACUAUGCAAAGCCAAAAAAGAAAAAAGAAAAGUGUUUUAUUCCAUUGGCCGCUUGUCAUUUAUUCUCUACCUAAACUCCUGUAGCUCAGUUGGUAGAGCAUGGCGCUUGCAACGCCAGGGUUGUGGGUUCGUUUCACACGGGGGGCCAGUAUGAAAAUGUAUGCACUCACUAACUGUAAGUCGCUCUGGAUAAGAGUGUCUGCUAAAUGACUAAAAUGUAAAUGUAACCUCCAUCCUUCUAUCCACAUCUGCAUCCCUUUAUCCACUCCUUUGUAUUGUCUAACCCAAUAGGUCUGUGUGCCUGGCCCUGAAGACGGGCAAGCCUGUGAGACCAGAGCACUUCUCUGAGGUCACUCUGUACUUCAGUGACAUUGUGGGCUUCACCACCAUCUCUGCACUCAGCGAGCCCAUUGAGGUGGUAGAUUUACUCAAUGAUCUCUACACACUCUUUGAUGCCAUCAUCGGGCAGCAUGAUGUCUACAAGGUGAAAAUCCUGUCCUGCGGCAAGAGAGUUGUGUCCUAUAUAAGUGAUGCAAUGGAAGCUUGUUAUAGGUUCAAUACAAAUCCUGGAAGUAAAUGGGUGCAUUUCUUAGUGCGCAUGUGUUUGUGUCACUGACUCCUUCCUUUGUGAUUUUGACAAAUUUCCCAAUUGGGACAAUAAAGAUAUUUUAUUUAUUUUAUUUAACCUUUAUUUUAUCAGGGAGUCAUACUGAGACCAAGGUCUCUUUUACAGAUGAGCCCUGAUUUACAUAAAUUACAGAAAAUACACACAUCAAAAUAUGAGUACAAAAUGCAAGCAGAAAGAAAAACAAGGUAAAAAAAAACAACAACAUUAAUCAGUAAUAAGGUCCUCAAUCAGUUUUCUGAAUUGGCCUAGAGGGACCAGAACAUCAAAUGUAAGAACAUUUUAAAGAUUGUUCCACAAAUAAGGUGAAAGAAAACAACUAAAAGCUGAUUUACCCAACUCAGUAGAGACCAAAGGACUUUUAGUAAAAGGGCUUUAGAAAUGAAAAGCUAACAAUGCAUCAACCUACGUGACAUCAAAGAGGGACAACUAACUUUCAGGUAGCGAAUGCAGUGAUGAGUACUAAAAUUGUCGCCCGUAAUAAAGCCCAGUGCGCUAUGAUAAACUGCAUCUAAUGGCUUUAAUGAAGUGGCAGCUGCGUUCAUAUAGAUGAUGUCGCCACAGUCUAGGACCGAUAGGAACGUCGACUGAAUAAUCUGCUUUCUACUAUUUAGCGAGAGUCAGGACCUAUUUCGAUUAUUAUUAUUAUUAUUAUUAUAUUAUUAUUAUUAUUAUUAUUAUUAUUAUUAUAUUGAUAUAUAAUAUUGAUUGAUUGUGUGUACUUCAGGUUGAGACCAUCGGAGAUGCCUACAUGGUAGCCUCUGGAGUUCCAAACCGGAACGGUAGACGCCACGCAGCUGAGAUGUCCAAUAUGUCCCUGGACAUCCUCCACUGUAUUGGAACAUUCAAGAUGAGGCACAUGCCUGACGUCAAGGUUAAGAUUCGUAUCGGCCUGCACUCUGGUGGGUGACCCAUCAUAUUGUUAUCCUCUGCCUCAGUGUUCAUAAUGUAGACAGAUUGACAGUCCUUUUCGCUUUAAAGCCACAAUUCCUCAUUUGUUUUUCAGCCAAACGGUAACCCCACCACUUAGUUUGCUAAAAGGCUGGGGGAUAAUAUAAUAAUAAUAAUACAUGCCAUUUCGUGCAUACCUGGGGCUGAAGAAAUGUUACUCUCAAAUUCAUAGAUGGAGCUAUGGAUGAAAUGACUGGCAGUCCAUGAGGUCAACUGCUAUAGAUUGCAGUUCAUGCAUGUGCAACAAAGUCAACAGAUUAAUUGUAAAAUUCAAUACAUAAGAAAACUACACUUUUGCUACAUUACAUUGAAAAAAAUGGAGAAUUAGUACAUUAAUUAAUUACUAGUAUUGGAAUUCUCUGGAACAUGGCGUUAACGUCAGAGCAUUGGUCAAAAGUGUAUUUUUACCUGAUCCCAUCAUCCACUUAGCCCUGUAAUCCUAUAGUCUCUAACUGCCUUUUUGUUACUCUACCCUACCAAUUAAUAUGGAAGGUUUUACUCAUUUCUAGUAACACAGAGGUGACUACUGUUAGGUAUGAAAAAGGACAGCUCAGAAAUAACACAAUUGACAUAAAAUAAAAAUAUAUCUUCUAAAGAUUGAAAGGAUAUUCUGCAAUGAAACUGAUCAAAUUAACUUAAUUUGCUAUUUCUUUGCUCCAGAGACUUUUGUGAGACAUAUUGUAGGUUAUUUGAUUAAGUCAUGAAUCAUAAGUCAUAAAUCAGGAAUUAUGUUGCUUCUGAUCUUAUCAGCAUAUGUAUCAUUUGCGUGUGUGUCUUUGUCCAUCAGGCCCUGUGGUGGCAGGUGUGGUGGGUCUGACGAUGCCUCGGUACUGUCUGUUCGGAGACACUGUCAACACGGCCUCUCGAAUGGAGUCCACAGGGUUGUGUGAGUACAUCACAUUCGUUCUUUUGGCCAGAAACCACUGAAAUCACGCUGUGUGAGGCCACUAAGGAUAGGGACAGGUGUAUGGCAGUUUGUGUGCAUGCAACACUAAGGAGGUUUAUUAUAAGCAGUCCUGACUAAUCCUUUAAGACUAUCAGUGGAAUUAGUGGGCAAGUUCAGGGUUUAAAGGCCCAGUGCAGUGAAAAACUAGAUUUUUCCUGUGUUUUAUAUAUACUUCCUCACCAUGAAGUUGGAAUAAUACUGUGAAAUUGUGAAAAUUAUGAUAAUUCCCUUUUAGUGUUUGAAAAGACUGCCUGAAAUUUCAGCCUGUUUUGGUGGGAUGGAGUUUUGGCCUGCUUGGUGACAUCACAAGGCGGUAAAUUGGUUAAUAGACCAAUGAGAUUGAGCGUUCCAAACCUCUCUGCCAAUAACAUAUAGUUUUCAGUUUUUCCCUCCCCACAUGGACCACUCCCACAGUCCUAGCAAAAUUCUUGCUUGAGAAAGUACUCUUUGCUAAGAAGCUAUUUUUGUUUCUUUUGGACAAUUUUAAUUGAAAACAAUCACAGUAAGGUAUUUAAUUGUUACCCAGAAAUAUUUUAUAAUGAGAUAAAGGCGGCUGCAUUGGACCUUUAAUGGAUAUGUCCUCCAAGAACAGGCUUGCCUCAGAUGCCCUAUCACCACAAUUCUGCUGGUACAGCAAUGUAAACUUCAUAAUGUGUUAUUUGUAUGUGUUAUAAAUUAGUGUAACUAUUAUAAAAACCCUUGAGGUGAUGAUAUGGGUAGUUAAACAACCUCCUAAUCUUCUCAUUUUUCAAAACAAUAUAUGCUUAUUUAACUGCUGAUGCUAGCAACAUAUAUCUAGGGUAUUUCUAGAGGUGAAGGGCAACCAGUAUAGUAGCUAUAGUAAGUAAUUACUAUAGUCAGUGACAAAAGAGAACAGUAAAUCUCACAUCUACUCCCACCAAGUGGCCAUACAUAUGAAUUGCUGCACAAAGAGUAUAUGGACUCUAUCAAAAAUUAUCUUGUGAGGAUAUGGGCUCACACACAAUAAAUUACCUUGUGUUGCUUUACACUAAAUCAGUAUAUGAUCAACCAUAUAAAUAAAAUAUAUGUAGGAUAUGUAAGUGCUGCAUGAGUUCACAAAUGUUGAUACUCUUUAGACAUAAAUAACUCAUGGUAAUUGUUUACAUUGAAUUCAUUCUGUGUUUGAAUAUUUGAAGACUAAUGUUGCCUUUGUGGUUGCUGUUGUUGUUUAUUAUCCCAGCUUACAGAAUCCAUGUCAACCAAAGCACAGUCGAUAUCCUGCAUGAACUGAAAAUGGGCUACAAAGUAGACACCAGGGGCAUGACAGAGCUGAAGGUAAAUACAAACGCACACACACAUGCACAUGCAUACAUACACACGCACGCACACACACACACACACACACACACACACACACACACACACACACACACACACACACACACACACACACACACACACACACACACACACACACACAGAAAGAGACAGAAGACCCAAAUAGUUAAUUAAUCUAACUCACCACUCAUUCUGUUAUUCCCUAUUUCUCUUUCAGGGGAAGGGAGUUGAAAACACAUACUGGUUGGCUGGGAGAGCUGGGUUUGACAAGGUUCUGCCCAUACCGCCUGACCUUACUCCAGGGUAAGAUUUAACAUGCCUUCCUGCUCUAUUUACAUUGUACUUUAUGUUUGCCCUAACUAUACUGUCAUUGACUCUCAGUCCUGCUGGGUCCUUCUGCCAGCCCCCUUGUCAGUAGUACUGAUGCAACCCGGUUUGCGUCAAAACAGUUGAUCUUCAUCUAGCUAGGUCACUGUGGAUAUAGAGGAUAAGAUGUCAGAAAAUAAUUUAGGAAAAACUGAUAAUGUGCUGACCCAUUUGUCAGAUUGCGUGGCUGGAACUAACAGUUUUCUAAAUCAUAAUUGCUCAUUCUAUUUCUAUGUGCUGCUGACAUGACCCUUGUGUCGUGGUUCAGUUCACAUGCUGACCCAAAUGUACAAUUCCUCAUCAACCAUCUGCCUAUUUAACUCAUGUUUAAUGAAUCCAUACCUCCCACUGCACUACAUGAUGUGUGAUGAACGCUCUGCCUGGCAGGCAGCAAACAUGGCUGUAAUGUUUUAACACAUUACCCUGGUGGUUGCCUCAUUUAGCCCUGUCCACAUUAUAUAACUGUGUUAAGAGUUCAAAUUGAGACACGGUUGUCAACAGCGGUUGCUGAAAACAGUUGUCAGUGUGCACAGGGCUUUUGUUGCUUCAUAUGCUGGGAUAUUCUGAGGGCUCAGUGUGCACUGCCGAUCGGAUAAGACACUAAGCCUUCUUUCUUUGCCUUUCCUCAGGGCAAGUAACCAUGGCAUCAGUUUGGAAGAGAUUCCUCCAGAUAGAAAACAGAAAUUCCUUGACCGGCAGGCGAGGAAUAGGUAGCCUGUAAGGUACGCCUGGUUUACCUAUCAAAUUCUAGAUUUACAAUUACUUUAUUUCCCCAAAUGGUUUGUAAUGUGAGUGAUAUCAAUUCAGGUACAUACAAAUCCAUUGUGCUGCAUUUACGAUAUCCUUUGAGCGAUAAUAUAUUACUUUUUUUUCCACAGAUAGUGUUGCCUAGUCCUCCACCUACCUGUUGGAGUGAAAGACCAGAGAGGUGAAUAGAGCAGGUUGGUUGAGAGGAGAGGAUGGGUUAGGGGUGCAUCUGACAGACAAUCUGUCGCAUCCCCCCAUGUGUCCUGUCAAGAGUGCUGAUCCACAUUGCACAAAUAAGCCAAAGUCGGAGAGACACUGUCUGUCUUCAACACAUUACAUUUGUUGCACAGAGCAAAGAUACGUUUAAAUAAGAGUUUAUUAAAUGUACUGUAGAGCAUAUGUGGGAAACAGGAGGGAUAAAGGGGUAUUAAAAUCAUGUACAAAAAUACACUACAAAAGUAU